UUUUUUUCACACAGUUAACAUGUGUCAAUUAAUUUCUUCAAACUAUAUUGCGACUGUUGUAAACGAUGUAGCGGUCGCUUGCGAUUUGAAGGAAUGGAGUUAUUUAGAAGAAAGUUUAGACGCGAAAGCUCAGAAUUAUUUCGGUGUCCUUAUUCCAAUAUCUUUAGAUGGGAAAAUAAAUAAGGAAAACGUAUCUUUAAAAGUAAUGUUGAAAUUAGCACCGACUGAUGACAGAUACCGAGUUAGCGGAGCAGUAACAGCUAUGUUUGCGCGGGAAAUAUUUGUAUACUCGAAAGUUUUUUCAAAAUAUCAAGACUUGCAAAAAUGUUUAAAAUCUCAGUAUAUACUACCUAAAUGCUAUUAUGUAUGUAAUGACUAUUGUAAGGAAGCAUUAGCAAUACAAAACAUGUGUGAAAAUGGUUAUUUACCAUUUAUUCACAGUAUGUUUUUAGAAGUUGAUCAUUUGGUAGUGUCUUUGAAAAGUCUUGCAAAGUUUCAUGCUUUGUCAUUUAUAAUGGAAAUUAAGGAAACUGAACUUUUUGAAGAGGUGAAAAACAUUUGUUUACCAUUAUCAGUAACUACCAAUAAAAGGUAUAUAGAUAUUUUAAUAGAUAGACUGGAGAAAGCUUUAUUAAAGUUUGAUAAUACCACUUAUGUGCCAUUAUUGAGAAAUUUCAAAGAGAAUUGUAGUAAAUAUAUAGAGGAUGUGUAUUCAUCUUCUGAAAAGAAUUGUCUAUGUCAUGGAGAUAUCUGGAAAGAAAACAUCCUUUAUAAAUAUGAGGAUAGCAAACCAGUGUCUGCUUGUAUAAUAGAUUAUCAGACUGCAAGAAUGAGCAGCCCUGCUUUUGAUGUAUUAUAUUUAAUAGCAAGUAGUGCCAACAGUCAACUAAGACAAAAACAUUUUGCAUCUCUUAUUCAGGUUUAUCAUAGUACAUUGUUGGAGUUUUUCAAGGAUGCCAACAUUGAUAAUGUGUAUAACCAAAGACAAUUAGGCAAAGAUUUAAAGGUAGUUGGACCCGCUUGCUUUAUAGUUGCCAAUACAGCUCUAUGGUUGUCAAGUGGAUUGCAACAAGAGGGACAUGUGCGAAGCAAGAAAGUCUUACAAACAGAACACGAGAUAGCAAUAGCCGGUGAUAAUUAUAAAAUUAUAAUAAAAGGUAUAUUAGAUGAUUUUAUUAGUUAUGGAUAUAUGCCAGAGUUGACAAACUAACAUUUCUAAAUAUAAAUGGUGCUAUGGAUACAAUUGUAAAAAUGAUCUGAUUUUAAAAAAGUUGUUACAUUUGUAAUAUUUUGUAAACAUUUUUGAGCUAUCGUUAAUAACUGUAUUUGAAAAUAUUUAUAGGUGUUACUUAAGGCAGCUACACACUUUCAGAUUUAACUGCACAUAAAACUGUCAUGUGUAUGCAAAAUUUGAAUAUUAAUUUUAAUUUGUCACUUAAACUAAACAGUUCUUAGUUUUACCUUGUAUAUUCUUUUAGUUUUAAUUGUGCACUUAGAAUGUACAGUUAAAACUGAAGGUGUGUCACAGGCUUUAUAAUUGUUAGUUUAAAGCUAGAGUUAACUGUAAUAUUUCAGCAUCCAACUGUAGUGUAGUGAUAUUUUACAUAUCCUUUUAUAGGUAUUUUUAGAUUGUAUAAAUCCAAUUUAUUUGCCAUUUUAAAAUGUUUUAAUACUUUAUGAGAAGGGAUGAAACGCAUGUAACAAGACGGAUGUUAGUUAUGAAUGUGGAGGGGUACACAGGUAGAGGUAGACCUAGGAAGAGAUGGAUGGUUUGCGUGAAAUGUGACAUGAUCAAGAAGGGAGUGAUGACUGAGAUGACAGAUGAUAGAGUUAUUUGGAGGACGAAAACCCGGUGC
This is a messenger RNA of Papilio polytes (common Mormon), 1856 nucleotides long. RefSeq lists its product as uncharacterized. NCBI's taxonomy places the organism in Eukaryota, Metazoa, Arthropoda, Insecta, Lepidoptera, Papilionidae. The record is from RefSeq and is a predicted model, not a curated record. The transcript has 2 exons. Bases 20 to 1210 code for a protein of 396 amino acids.